Caenorhabditis bovis is the source of this 4371-nucleotide messenger RNA. Lineage: Eukaryota; Metazoa; Nematoda; Chromadorea; Rhabditida; Rhabditidae. The record is from the annotation of a GenBank genome assembly.
AUGCGUGCUUAUAACAUUUCGAUUGAUGACAAUCAUCAGCCGACGGCGAAAUCGCGAUUGCGAACGUUUGACAUCGACGUUGACUCGAAGCCGCGAUUCUCACGUCAAACGUUCACGACUCCUAAAAAGGAUCGUGGCGCGAUUCCACUCUGCGAGCCGUCCGUCUCGAAAUCGUCCGAACCGCGAUUCUCGUCGUUUUCGGCGACGUUUCAACAAAUGUCCGACGCCGUCUAUUCCGAAUCGUCAGAAGCCAAACAUCCGAGAGCGUACGUGUCGCCGCUGCCGGCGACGCCUUCAUCAUUCGCGACGCACGUCUCCGAUGAAUCGCUCGCCGCCGCUUUGUCCAACAAGAAGAAUGAGCUGCCAUUGAUCGUGAAGCCGUUGCGCAAAUUCGUCGCGUCGCGUCGAACAACGCUCGUCGAGCCGCCGACACUCGCGCCGCCGACACCUCAAAUCGACACCUACUCGCUUCCGCGCAACUUUCAAAGGCCGACCGUUCUGCACGCGGCGGCUCCAGCGAUCAUCAAAUACGACCAAAUUCCGUAUAUCGACGAUGAGGAGACGCCAGUGUUGCACAAAAGAGAGGACAGCGGCUAUCGGAGUAUGGAGAAUAUACGGAAAGUGAGCAUUCCGGAGAAGCCAAAUUUGGCCAAAGUCGAACCUUUCAAGGCGGUUGAAAGCACCUCGAACGAGCAAGAGGAACCGUUUGAUUGGGGUGAUGAUUAUUUGAAUUUUCCCAACAAGCGUCGAUGUAGUUUAGUUCUUCGAACGCAAACCCAUCUUCGUGUCAAGACCAUAAUUGACAAACUGCUGAAUUGUUCGGGACGCGAUCAGCGACGCGCGUUAUUUUCGCUGAAGCAAAUCUUCCAGGAUGAUCAAGAUUUGGUGCACGAGUUUGUCCAAAAUCAAGGUCUCGAUUGUAUGAUUCGAUUGGGACGAACGGCCGAUCAAAACCAUCAAAAUUAUAUAUUGCGAGCAUUGGGUCAACUAAUGCUUUACGUCGAUGGUAUGAAUGGAAUCAUCGCGCAUAAUGGCACAAUUCAAUGGCUCUAUGAGUUGCUCGACUCGCCGUUCCGAUUGGUUGUGAAGACCGCUCUCAAGCUCCUUCUCGUCUUCAUCGAAUAUAACGACAACAACGCGCUUCUAGUGCUGUCGGCAAUUCAGACAGUCGAUAAAUCGAAUAAUCAACCCGAUUGGAGUGGCUUGAUGAAGGUGCUCACCGAAAAAGAUUCGCCCGACGCCGAGACGUUAGUGUACGGAAUGACGGUUGUCAAUAAAGCGUUGCACGGAAUUCCGGAUCGGGACACGUUCUAUGAUGCCGUCGACACAUUGGAUACUCUUGGAAUGGAAGAAGCGAUUAAACAAAUGAGCAGAAUGAACAAUAAGGAGCUGGAGGAGCAGUGUCGGCUGUAUGAAAGAGAGUUGAAGGAAGAGGAUGAGCGUGGCGAUAAUGAGGAUGAUGUUGUGAAGAUGAGAGUUUCGCAUAGCAGCGAUGUCGGCAAUUCGCGGCGAUCGAGUCAGGGCUCGCACGAUUCGGCAAUCACGAUGGGCAGCGAGGAGGACUCGCGGCGAAGUCCGAUUCAGUCGACGAGCCGCACGAACACGCUGGAACGAAAACCGAAAUCGGUGACGCACGAGAUGCCCGAGGACAUCGAGACGGCGCUGGAGAAAUUGAAUCGAGCGCUUCAGAAUCGACGCGAGGCCGAACAGGCGCGAAUCAAACAGCAGAAAUUGAAAGAGUUGGAGCAGUUGGAGGAAAUUGAGCGGAUGAGGAAGCAAGCGGAAGAGCGGCGGAAAAUUGAGGAGCAGAAGAGGCGCGACGAGGAAGCCGAGGAAGCGGAAAGAUUACUUUUUAUUGACGAAUAUAGAUUUGGCCGAAGCCCGUCGGAUAUGUCGCUUCCCAACACAUCGUCAUCUGCGGUUUCUCCAACCAGCGGUGAUGAUAAGAAGUCGGCAAUGCGAAGAAGGCAUGAGGACGCGCGGCGUCGUCAAAUCGAGCACGAGCAAUUUGCGUCGAAUCGAUCAUUGUUCAAUCGAACGCCAACGGAUGUGCUUCCUUCGCCGAAGCCGCUUGUUGAGAAUGGAUGGAGAGAGGCGAAAGAGUCGAUCGCUUCAACGUCAUCGCAUGAAUUUGGUGAGAGCAAGAGGAAAGCGCCGCCGGAGCCGUUGAAGCUUGUGGAGAACAGUAAUCAGGAGAACGUGACGCCGGAGAAUGAGGAGGAAGGCAAACCGGUGAAAGCGCCGCCGCCGUCGUUUCCGACGAUCUUCUCGCCGACCGAAACGAAGACGAUGGAGUUCCCUGAUGUUUCGGCUCCGGUUGAAGAGGAGAAGGCGCCGCCGCCGCCGCGCGCCAAAAUUGAAGCAUCGUCCGGCGGUGGCGGAUUCGCCGAAAUGCUUCAGAAGCGCGCUCAACGAUCGGCGGAAGCCAAUCGCAAUUUGUACGAGAAGAAGGAGAGCGAGGCGGAGGUGCAAUGGAAGAAAGCGGCGGAGAACUUGAAAUCGCGGCCACUUAUCAUCAAUGAUCUCGAUUUUUCCGAGUUCCACGACGCCGAUUUCGAGCAGGACCCGCUUCAACUCGCUCGAGCCGCUCAGAUGACGGCGGCGAGUAAUUCGCCGGCGAUUCGCGGCGUUCCACCGCCACCGCCGCCGCCAUCCGCAAUUCCAUUGCCACCAAGACUGCAAGGAGCCACCAAUGGCGGCAUUCCACAAGCGCCGCCUCCACCGGGACUGAUUCCACCGCCACCACCGCCAGGCGCGUUCAAUCGGGAUAAGAGGGACGUCAGUCCAGCGACGUCACGAGGCGUCUUGAAAUUGCACUGGAAGCCGGCCACUGUUGAGCAGCCGGCAAUUCCGCUGCUGAAAAAGAAGGGAUGCUUCUGGAACACGGUCGACAGUGCGGUUCCGCGAUUCGACGCCAACAAGAUUGUGCAACUUUUCGAGAGCAAGAAGGAGAAGGAGGCGACGAUAAAGAAAGUGGCCGAAACGAAAACGCAAACUUUAUCGGUUUUGCCGUUGAAACGUUCUCAAGCAAUUAAUAUUGGAUUGACGAAACUUCCACCGAUUAAUGUGAUUCCGGCGGCAAUUAUGAAAUUCGACUCAAUGGUGCUUAAUAAAGACGGAAUCGAGAAGAUAUUGAAGACGAUGAUGCCGUCGCCGAAGGAGAUCGAGGAGAUCGAGUUGAAGGCCGCCGAAAAUCCCGAAAUGACAUUGGGCAACGCCGAGCAGUUCCUGUUGAAGCUCUCGCAAAUCCCGUGCCUACUCGAACGCUUGAAACUCUGGCUGUUCACGCUGGACUACAAAAACUCGGAGAAGGACAUCGCCGAGCCGCUGAUGGAUUUGCAAUUGGCGAUGAAGGAAAUGGAGGAGUCGAAGACGUUCCGCGUUGCGAUGGGAAUGCUGUUGGCGAUUGGAAACUCGCUCUCGGGAACGGAGAUCAAAGGGUUCUACUUGGAUUAUCUCACAAAAGCGUCGGAGGUGAAGGACCCGGUGUACAAGCACACGUUGACCUACCAUUUGGCUGAGUACAUGGUUGAGCAUUAUCCGGAAGGCACCGAUUUGUACAGCGAAUUCGGCGCCGUCGCGCGAACCGCAAGAGUCGAUUAUAAGGAACUUUUGGAUAAUUUGAUGCGAUUGGAGAAGGAGUGUAAAAAUUCUUGGGAGUGUCUCUCGAUAAUCAGCAAGAAUGACAAUUCGUCGAUGAAGCAGCGAAUCAAUGAUUAUCUGUCGGAUGUGGCGCAGAGAAUCCAUCAGCUCAAGGCAAUCUAUACGGUGACCAAAAAUCGUUGGCAUUCGUUCCUUCUCUAUUUCGGCUAUUCGGUCGACGAGAUACCGAAUCAGAAUCCGAACGAGGUCUUCAAAAUGGUCACCGAGUUCUCGCUCGAAUAUCGCACAACGCGCGACAAGAUCCUUCAGCAACGCAAACGGAUGGCGGAGAAGCGCGAGCGCAACAAGACGCGCGGCAAAAUUUGGGCGCUCGAGGGCAACUCGAUGGACGGCGCCGACGCGGGACCAUUGCGACGCCGGAAUAUGCAUCAGCAAUCGGCGGCGGCGACGACCAGCUCGCAACAGCGACAUGAGGAAAUGUCGAAAAUGCUGACGUCGAUGACAAUGGAUGAUGGAACGCUGAGGAAGCGGGGAGGAGCUGGCAAUUCGGCAACCAAUGGACGCAAUUUUGGCGCAACUCUACCCAAAGAGCUUGUCGAUCAGGAAUCGCCGGAAGACGAGAUUCUCAACGGGCUUGUCAAAGCGGCGACACUUCAAACCGAGUCGCGAGAUCAGCGGCGGCGAGCUCGACAGUUCAACCGAAAAUCAUUACGCAGAACGAGGACGUUGAAAAUGGUUGACGGACAAUUGGAGACUUGCAACUAUUAA